Messenger RNA from Hemisphaericaspora subhashii, 2310 nucleotides. RefSeq lists its product as uncharacterized. The record is from RefSeq and is a predicted model, not a curated record. Gene Ontology annotation, molecular function: ubiquitin-ubiquitin ligase activity. The coding region runs from base 1 to 2310 and encodes 769 amino acids. Gene Ontology annotation, biological process: protein polyubiquitination; protein monoubiquitination. Lineage: Eukaryota; Fungi; Ascomycota; Pichiomycetes; Serinales; Debaryomycetaceae. The transcript has a single exon. Gene Ontology annotation, cellular component: ubiquitin ligase complex.
AUGACAAGGACAUAUUUCCACCACGAAAUGUCACCACCGCAAGAACAACCUUCCACUCCUUCUACACCUCCACAACCACCACCUCCUAUAGCUAAUGAAGAUGAACUUUUGAAUAAUAUCUUACCUUCUUAUCACAUGUUUCAAUCUACAAUAUCUAAAAACUUAAUUCCUACUAAUGAAAAUUAUCGAAUAGAUCCCCCGUUAUAUGAAAUGACUCCAAUAAACUCGGCAACUACAUCAUUGUUAAAUUCACGAGUACAAUCACCAAUAGAUAGUCUACUAAAUUCAUAUAAUCCUAUGCAUCAGGAUGAUCAUAUGCAAGAAGAACAAACGGAUUAUAAUCAACAAAGUGACGAUUUAUGGAAGAAUACUAUAUUGGCAAACGUAGAUAAAUUACCCAAUUUAACUAAUUCAAAGGGAUGUAUUUCGGAACAUUUAGAUAUAAAUAUUGUAUUUACUGAAAAAGUAGGUCAAAAGGGAGUUGAGCCCACUAUUAUUGAUCCAUCAACUCGAGAAUUCAUUCAAGGAGAUUAUAUUCACGGAUAUGUCACAUUUUUAAAUAAAUCUAAUCAACCAGUUCCAUUCGAUAUGGUAUAUGUGGUAUUUGAAGGAACUUUGACUAUCUUAGAUUCCACGGUUAGUGGCUUAUUAGAUCUUGAAAAACCAGCUACUAGAUUCAAGUUUUUAAAUAUGUUGGAUUUAUUUGCCAGUUGGUCUUAUGCCAAUAUCGAUAGACUAAUUACUGACAAUGGAGAUCCUCAUGAUUGGUGUGAUGGAGAAACUGAUCCUUAUGAUAAUACAUUGUUAGCUAUUGAUGUGAAACGAUUAUUUCAGCCUAAUGUAACUUAUAAACGAUUUUUCACAUUUAGAAUCCCAGAAAAAUUGUUAGAUAAUACUUGUGAAGAACAUUGUUUGCCUUUACAUUGCGAAAUACCGCCUACAUUGGGUAUUGACCGUAUUACUACACCUCCUUCGGUGAUGUUGGCUAAUAAAGAGAAUUUAAUUCGUGAUUUGGCGUCGAUUGAUAGUAGUAUUAGCUAUAGUGUUGAUGCAAGAAUUAUUGGGAAGGCUAGUGAUUACAAGUAUCCCGUGGAAAAGGAUCAAUAUGUCGUAUCUAAAUUGGCAAGUUGUCCAAUUAGAGUAAUACCGUUGCCAAAUUUAGAAAAUACUUAUCUUGAAAAAGAAUUAGCAGUUGAGAGACAAGUUUAUUUUAAAGCAUUCUUGGAUACAAUUAUAAAUAAGAUUGAAUAUGGUCAUGAAUUAUUGAAUCAACCUGUUGCUCUACGUUCUGGGAACUUGUUAACUUCUACGAUGAGUAAUGAAAUAAAUAAUGAUGGUAAUAAAUUGAGGCAGUUAUAUGAUGUAGCUGGCAGUACUAUCACUAAGACUCUACAUCGACAUAAUCAUAAGCCAGGCAAUAGCGACGAUGAUGAUGUUUAUCAAUAUUUAGCGUGUUUAAAAAAGAAAACUAUAACAGGAAAUACAAAACAUUUGGGAAUAAUUUCAUUAUCGUCUAUAAAGAAUAAUUAUUAUAUAAAUUAUACACCACCUGCCCGAUUUUCCAAAGGCAAACGAGUCAUCAAUACUGAAAUCAAUAUCCCAAUUGAAUUGACUUACUUUAUUGAAAAUUUAACAACGUCGAAGCCACACCUUCCUGAAAUCAAAGCCAUAGAUGUUGAAAUCGUUUGUCUUACAAUUAGAUCAAAAAGGCAUCCAAUCCCUAUCGAAUUCACACCCGAUAUGUUCUUCCCUGAAAGACAAAUUGAAUCGAAGAAUUCCACUACUGGAGACAAUCAACCUCCUAAUUUCGAUGCGAUCAUAAUUAAAGAAUUCCAAAAAAAUUAUUUAACUGAAUUUCAUAGAUUGAUCAAAGAAUUGAGUAAUGAUGUGAUUAGAAUCGAGACGAAAUUAUAUCGAGAUGUUAAGAGUCUUGCUUCUUUAAAGACGAAAUAUAUCAAUCUUCCUGUAUCCAAUCUUGUCUUCAAGACAACUACUGAAGGUGGAGGAAUUGGCUCACAUACGAAUAUCAAAACCGUACCUUGGAAAUUGGAAACUUCUUCAUCUACUGCUGGUACUGGCAGUAAUGAGAAUUCACAUGCCUUAUAUACCAAAAAAUUUACUAUAAAUUUAGAUCUUAAUAAUUGUAGUCUCAAAGGAAUUGAAUCUACAUGUCAUGGCUUGGAUCAGAUAGUUUUGGUGCCUAGUUUUCAAUCUUGUUUGAUUAGUAGGGUGUAUUAUCUAAAAGUUUGCGUAAAGAUGAUUCAUGGGGAGAAUUUGAUUAUUCAUGUUCCUUUAACUAUUCAACGAUAA